CUUUUCGUCAGGCAUCCUCAGACGACGCCCGAUUCUAGCCCCAGUGCAUUGUGGUGCGGCCCCGCUCUUCUGUCGGGAUCCACCGCUAACGUGAAGCUGUGGUGAGGGCCCAGAGUUUCUUCAGACAUGUCUGUGAGGGAGUCCUUUAACCCCGAAAGCUAUGAGCUGGACAAGAACUUCAGGCUCACACGCUUUGCUGAGCUCAAGGGCACAGGCUGCAAGGUACCUCAAGAUGUGUUACAGAAGCUGCUAGAAACCCUACAGGAGAACCACUAUCAAGAGGAUGAACAGUUCCUAGGGGCAGUUAUGCCUCGAUUAGGCAUAGGUAUGGACACCUGUGUGAUACCCCUCAGACAUGGAGGCCUUUCUCUGGUCCAGACUACAGAUUACAUCUACCCUAUUGUGGAUGACCCCUACAUGAUGGGAAGAAUCGCUUGUGCCAAUGUUCUAAGUGACCUGUAUGCCAUGGGGGUGACAGAGUGUGACAACAUGUUAAUGCUUUUGGGAGUUAGCAACAAAAUGUCUGAGAAGGAGAGAGAUAAAGUCAUGCCACUGAUCAUCCAGGGAUUCAAGGAUGCAUCAGAGGAGGCAGGCACAUCUGUAACAGGAGGACAGACGGUGCUCAACCCCUGGGUGGUGAUGGGAGGAGUUGCUACAACAGUCUGCCAACCCAAUGAAUUUAUCAUGCCAGACAAUGCAGUGCCAGGAGAUGUGUUGGUGUUGACCAAGCCACUUGGAACGCAAGUGGCUGUUGCAGUACAUCAGUGGCUAGAUAUUCCUGAGAAGUGGAACAAGAUCAAGCUGGUGGUAACCCAGGAAGAUGUAGAGCUUGCCUACCAUGAAGCCAUGAUGAACAUGGCUCGGCUCAAUAGGACAGCGGCUGGUCUCAUGCAUACCUUCAAUGCCCACGCAGCCACUGACAUCACAGGGUUUGGCAUCCUUGGCCAUGCUCAGACACUGGCACGACAACAGCGAAGUGAAGUGUCAUUUGUCAUCCACAACCUUCCAGUGCUUGCCAAAAUGGCUGCUGUGUCCAAGGCCUGUGGGAACAUGUUUGGUCUCAUGCAUGGCACCUGUCCGGAAACAUCAGGAGGCCUGCUUAUCUGUUUGCCUCGGGAACAGGCUGCUCGGUUCUGUGCCGAGAUCAAGUCCCCGAAAUACGGAGAGGGCCACCAAGCGUGGAUCAUCGGGAUUGUAGAGAAAGGAAACCGCACCGCUCGCAUCAUUGACAAACCUCGGAUCAUAGAGGUGGCACCACAAGCUGCCACGCAGAAUGUCAACCCAACACCUGGUGCAACCUCUUAAUCCUCCUUUGCUGAAUCAUAGACCGGAAAACCCCAAAAGCUCUGCUGAGUGAUUUUAGACACAUAAACUACAAAACCAUCCUAGAGUGUUGAAAUAUAUACACAAAAUAGUAUGUACACAGAAAAGACUGGGUUGGCGUGUAUCUACAUGAAAAACAGCCCCACACAGUGCUCGGGGAGCAUGUCACCACCCAGUGGACUCAACCUGCAGUAUCCCCAUGAUAAAAAAUUGGUAAGAAAUAGAGCAUACUUAAAAUCCAUAUGCCUUUUGUGUCUGUUGUAUUCUGUUAUGUUAAAUGUGCUCGACUGGCAGGCAGCUUCUGGUAAGAGAGUGAUGAAGACAAUAAUCUGAUACUGUUGAUUCAUUUUGAAUCUUAGGAAGUUUGGAGUCUGUUGCCUCUUUUAAAAUUGCUCUCAUCAAGCGACAUCAAGGAUCGUGUGAUGGUGUUUUUGUUUGUCCAUUCACUUUGUACAGUUAUAAAGCCUAGUUUUAGUUCAUUGCUGUAACUGAUGCCUUGAAAGAAACUGAGUGUGAGCAGAAUGGUUUGUUUUUUAUUACUUUGACUUUUUGUAUUGUCCCCACGUAAACUAAUAAAUAUUCAAAUAGAAGAUGGUUUGUUCUCACUAUUUGGGGGCUGCAGUCCUGUGAAUGACCUGAAUCAAAUGUGACAUUAUCUACUUACAUCAUAGAACUGCAGAUUGAUUUUAAACAGAAACAGAUGAUGCUGCUCUUGUGUGCAUUCCUCUGAAGUCACAGAUGAAUCAUGGUUAUAAGUCAUAGACGAGAAGAAAUCUGCUUAACCCUCAGGAGAUGAACCGUUGACCAUCUGUAUUCCCAAUAAUUGAAUUGUGGAACUGUACAAAAGGAAAAAAAAAACUUUAUCAGUCAACAAAUGCUCUAAUCCCUGUUGCCUUUGUUCAGGAUCUGGUGCUUUUAGGUUUGUCUCUCUCAAUUUUGCCAGAAGAUUUACACAGAGAGAUCAGACUUAUUGUAAUUUAGUUUCCAGCUGAUCAAAGUCCAGAUCAUUUUUGUUUUUCAUGACAGCUGGGAUGAAUCUGGAAGUCUGUAAAUGUUCAUGCAGAUAUCAGGAACAAGAUAUAACCUCCACCCCACCUCUUAUAAUAAACUUCUCUUAUAAUAGA
Molecule: messenger RNA, 2447 nt
Organism: Lates calcarifer (barramundi perch)
Lineage: Eukaryota; Metazoa; Chordata; Actinopteri; Centropomidae
Gene: sephs1
Product: selenophosphate synthetase 1
Exons: 10
Coding region: 127-1305 (392 amino acids)
Biological process (GO): L-selenocysteine biosynthetic process
Cellular component (GO): cytoplasm
Molecular function (GO): ATP binding; selenide, water dikinase activity
Source: RefSeq, a predicted model, not a curated record